GGCCCACGGAAGUAGCGCUUGCUAGCAUCUCCAUUACCUUAGUGUGCGAGCGGGCAGCUUGAAGCCAAACAAGAGUUUCUUUGAUCACUGACUUUGGUUAUUCAUGACUGUCACUGCAAUCUCAACGCGACUGGACUGAAAGAAAGAGCGCACAGCCAUGUGCAGCUGUGUGCGGAGCUCCAGGGCUCUGUCCCCCACUGCCCUGCUCCCCAGGCUGCUGCACCCUCACACGGGCUACGCACUGGCUGGCAGGGGCCUGUGGACCUCCCCUAUCUGCAUGGCUGUGAGCGGCGACACCCACCAGCCGCUGCCACUUCCCAGCCAGGCCCGUGUGGUGAUCUGCGGAGGAGGGAUCGUGGGCACGUCAGUGGCGUAUCACCUGGCCAAGCUGGGCUGGACUGACAUUGUGCUCCUGGAACAGGGACGACUGGGCGCCGGAACAACCAAACUAUGCGCCGGCAUCGUCAGCGUGGCCAAGCCCAUCUCUAUCGAGUGCCAGAUGGCAAACUACUCCAUCGCUCUGUACCAGCAGCUGGAGCAGCAGACGGGGGUCAAAACAGGCUACGUGAAGACGGGUUCUCUGUGCUUGGCUCAAAAUCAGGACCGCUUCAUCUCGCUGAAGCGCCUAGCGUCGAGGCUCAAGGUGAUGGGGGUCAGCUGUAACGUGGUCAAACCUAAAGACGUGGCCAAACUCCACCCCAUGGUUAACAUUCACGACCUGGUGGGGGCGCUACAUCUGCCCGCGGACGCCGUGGUGUCGCCGCCGGAUGUCAAUCACGCGUUGGCCGUGGCUGCAGCCGGACAAGGCGUCCAGAUCCUGGAGAGAACCAGCGUUCAGCAAGUCCUGGUGGAGAAGGGUCACGUGAUGGCGGUGGAGACGGACCGCGGCUCCAUCGAGUGCGAGUAUUUUGUCAACUGUGCUGGACAGUGGGCGUAUGAGCUGGGCCAGGCAAGCGAGACCAAAUUGUCAGUUCCUUUGCACGGCUGCGAACACUUCUACCUCCUCACCAAACCUCUCCAGGAGGAGCUCCCGGCCAGCACGCCAGUGGUGAUCGACAUGGACGGGAGGAUAUACGUUCGCCCGUGGCAGGGAGGCCUGCUGUCAGGGGGCUUCGAGAAAAACCCCAAGCCCAUCUUCACGGAGGGCCGCAACCAGCUGGAGAUCCAGAACAUGCAGGAGGACUGGGACCACUUUGAGCCGAUGCUCAGCGCCCUGCUGAGGAGAAUGCCGAGCCUCGAGUCCGCCGAGAUCCAGCAGCUGGUCAAUUGCCCCGAGUCCUUCACGCCGGACAUGCGCUGUCUGAUGGGGGAAACGCCGGGGGUGUCGGGCUACUACGUACUGGCGGGGAUGAACUCCUCCGGACUGGCCUUUGCUGGCGGGGCUGGCAAGUAUCUGGCAGAGUGGAUGACCUACGGUUACCCCACCGCCAACGUCUGGCCGCUGGACAUCAAGCGCUUCGGCAACCUGCAGAGCAGCCGCACGUUCCUACGCCACAGAGUCAUGGAAGUCAUGCCCUUGUUGUAUGAACUGAAGGUCCCUCGCUGGGACUUCCAGACGGGGCGUCAGCUGAGGACCAGUCCCCUGUAUGACCGCCUGGACACCCAGGGGGCUCGCUGGAUGGAGAAACACGGCUUUGAAAGGCCAAAGUACUUUGUUCCUCCAGGCAAAGAUCUCCUGUCUCUGGACCAGAGCAAAACCUUCUACAAGCCCGACUGGUUUGACAUUGUCGGCGCCGAGGUGAAGUGCUGCAAGGAGGCCGUGUGCGUGAUCGACAUGUCGUCCUUCACCAAGUUUGAACUGACGUCCUCCGGCGGCGAGGCCCUGGAGUUGCUGCAGCACCUGUGCGCCAACGACCUGGACGUUCCGGUAGGUCACAUUGUCCACACGGGAAUGCUGAACCAGAGAGGCGGCUACGAGAACGACUGCAGCGUGGUGCGCAUCAGCAAGAACAGCUUCUUCAUCAUCUCCCCGACAGACCAACAGGUCCACUGUUGGUCCUGGAUCAAGAAGCACAUGCCCAGUGACCCACACCUCCACCUAGAGGAUGUCAGCUGGAAAUACACUGCUUUGAAUCUGAUCGGACCUCGUGCCAUGGACGUCCUGGCGGAGCUCUCUUACGUCUCCAUGACGCCCGACCACUUUCCCUCCAUGUUCUGCAAGGAAAUGAGCGUCGGCUACGCUAACGGGAUCCGGGUGAUGAGCAUGACUCACACGGGCGAGCCAGGCUUUAUGCUGUAUAUCCCCAUCGAGUAUGCGCUGCAUGUGUACAACGAGGUCAUCUCGGUGGGCCAGAAGUACGGCAUCCGCAACGCUGGCUACUACGCCCUGCGCAGCCUCCGCAUCGAGAAGUUCUUCGCCUUCUGGGGUCAAGACCUGGAUGCCUUCACCACCCCGCUGGAGUGUGGGCGGGAGUUCCGGGUCAAGUUUGAUAAAGACACGGACUUCCUCGGCCGCGACGCUCUGCUGCAGCAGCGCCACGACGGCGUCUCCCGCCGCUUCGUCAUGCUGGUCCUGGAGGACCACGACACCGAGCUGGACCUGUGGCCCUGGUGGGGCGAGCCCGUCUACCGCAACGGCCAUCUGGCGGGGGCUACCACCAGCAGCGCCUACAGCUACACGCUGGAGCGCCACGUCUGCUUGGGCUUCGUGUCACCGCCGCCUGGUCCCGACGGCCUCCCCGCCGCCAUCACGCCAGACUUCAUCAACCGCGGCGACUACGAGGUGGACAUCGCCGGCCAGCGCUACCCGGCCAAAGCCAAACUCUACCCCUUCAGCUCGCUCCUCACGCAGCAGAAGAGGCGCAAGGAGGACCUGGAGCUGAGCAACCUGCAGGGGAAGUGACGUCCGCCCCUCACGUCCCCACGUGUGCACUCCAUGUUUUACGUCCUUCAAAGUGCAAUACUCCACAAGGCACCAAACGUCACCGUGUGGAGGCAAAGGUGCCUUUGUGAAGGCAGCGUACGCUGAUGCUGGAAGGAGGAAGAGACUUGAAAAUGAAGCCGUUUGCCCGUCGCUCCUUUGUUUGCAGUGUAACGUCUCAUCCAAAACCGCAUUCACAAUUUCAUGCUUUUUCGACGAGUCCAAAGAAACCUGCCAUGCGAGUAUUAAGACCACACUGCAAAGAAGAUCAUAGUAAAAGUACCAGCAGAAAUCACCACCGCUAAGACGCAAUAUUAGCAGCUCUUUCCCCCUCAUAUCACAACUUUAUUCUUAGUUGUUUAUUUUGUUCCUGUAGUCUUAUUCGUACAAAAUUGCACCUUUUUUUGGUCAUUUUUGUAAUACAACUAACUGUUCUCUCGAAUGAGAAAGAAAAUUCCUUUUUUCUUAGUUAUGACACAUUUUUGUCGUAAUAUGACAGUUUGGUGAUAUUUAUUUCUGUAAUACAACAAAUGAUCAAGAAAUAAUUCAUCUAAAAUAAGUGCUAAAAUGUAAAAAGAUCAAUAUUAUUAACAUUAGAAAAUAACACUUUCCAUGAGAUUACGACUUUUACCUCAUACUACAUUUUCUUGUUCCGAAUAAUACGUAAUAUUACAAUUAAAUUCAUAAUUAGGAUGAUAUAAUUAAUGUAUUUUAAGUCAGCAACGUUAUAUGUAUGGUCAUAAACCUCUUAAAAAUCCCGGAAACUACGACUUAAGUCGCAUAAAAUUCCGUCUUACAACUUACAUGUAAUAUUAAAACACAAAAUAAUUACAACUCAAAAAAAAUAAAACAAAAAAGAAACAUUACAUGUAUGGUCAUAACGGUCAUAACGAAAAACAUUUUAACUACAGGUAUGGUCACAAAAUUCUUAGAAAUCCUGAAAGCUAAAGCAAAAAGUUGUUUCAAAAUAAAGUAAAAAAAAAAAAAAUCCUGGAAACUACAACUUCAAUCUUGUAAACCCUGUUAGAACGCAUACAUUAAAAAAUCUAAAAAAACAGGACAUGUAUGGACAUAACAUUCUUAGAAAUCUUGGAACUAAAGCAAAAAGUUGCUAAAAAUAAGGAAAAGUCCUUGUUGCAACUAAUAUUUAAUGUGAAAACAAAAUGUAAUUAAAAAUGAUAGCUCCUAUAAUAAUAAAAAAACCUGAAACAUAACACAAAAGGCCAUUAAAACUACUGGAAACUAUGACUUCAGUCUUGUCACCAAUUGCACAUAAUAAUAACAUUUUAUUCCAAAUCAUGAUUAUGAAAAUAUGCAUUACUAUGGUCAAAAAUGUUAAAAACCCUUCAAUGCACCAUUUAAAUCAAAUUCUUUCUUCUUAUUUUUUGGAGAAUUAAUAUGUAAAGUUGGGGUGGAAGUCCCCUAAUUAGCUUUAAAAAAGGUUUGGUUUUGGUUGAAAAUGACAUAAAAUGUUCUGAAGGAAAACCCAAACGUUACAUUUGAACUUUUUGUUGUUUGGAGCGUGGCCUUAAUGUUGCUUUGCAGGGAACACACGGAGUCUCUCGGGGGAGAGAAAAGUCAAGGUUGAAAGCGACAAACGUUUUGUGAUGUGGUGAAACUUUUAUUGUGAUGUCUUUUCCGUCAGCAAUGUGCAGCGUCACUUUUUUUUGUAGUCAAAGAAAUCCACGCACGCCUUCAACGGCAUCAAAAGAGUUGAAAAGUUGAUCAAGUGUGGCUUUAAUGGCGUGGAUGAAAAGGAAAGUGGAAGACAACUUCUUUUCAUCGUGCUCCAAAUUUUUUUUUUUUUUUUUUUUUUUAAGGAAUAUUUCUUUUUCCCUUCGCUAUGAUCUUGGAAUUAAUCUGCCCUUUAAUGUUGGAGGAACGCAAACACGUUUUUCAUCUUUCACGUUUUAACUACCAGACGAGUCCACUUGUUUUGGUUCAUGCUUGGCUGAUCAAGGGCUACCCUAUCCUCCACCUCAUCUGAUAUGUACCGUAUGGCAUCCAUUACACUUCACAUUGAUCCACUGUACUGUAUGCAUCACAUGCAUUACACAAACAAAGGUUGAAUUCAUCAUGUAGAAAUACAUCAAAUGUGUUUACUAAAUCAUUGGGAAAAAAUAUAUGAAUACAAGAAAGACUUUACAUUAAAACAAUAUAUUAUACACAUCAAACUUUGAAUAAAAAAAUAAAAUAAAAAAUUAUAUGUGCAUUUUUGCACAUGGGUUCAAA
Molecule: messenger RNA, 5092 nt
Organism: Dunckerocampus dactyliophorus (ringed pipefish)
Lineage: Eukaryota; Metazoa; Chordata; Actinopteri; Syngnathiformes; Syngnathidae
Gene: pdpr
Product: pyruvate dehydrogenase phosphatase regulatory subunit
Exons: 18
Coding region: 158-2842 (894 amino acids)
Cellular component (GO): mitochondrial matrix; cytoplasm; mitochondrion
Molecular function (GO): oxidoreductase activity; protein binding
Source: RefSeq, a predicted model, not a curated record